GGGGAAUACACGGCACGAGUCAGCAAGUUUGUGAUCAUUGCAGGGAAUAAAACACGCGACAACAGAUGGCAGAUAUCAACAUUUGAUGAUCGUUUGAUCCAUUCCUCUUCAAAAUCAUUGCAGACGAUCAGAAGAGAUGCCACGCUCUUUUUUGAUAAAGAAGAAACCCUUCUCCAAUAAGAUUGGAGUGAUGAUCACGCAUUGCGAUAGUGCCGCAAAUAGCGGUGGGCUAAAUUUAAUUCAUUCGCAAAGUGAAGAAAUUCCUUCCUCAUUAGGCAAUCCAAAACUAAUGGAAAGUCAAAUGGAAGAUUACAGAAAUAUCUCUCUGCAGCAAAGAUUAAAUCCAUUAUGUCAUGAAGAAGACAUAAAACAUUUCUUAAGAAUGCCAUUUUUCUUUUUUCCUUACCAACACACUUCUUUUACAAAUCCAUUACUGCCCUACUGGAGAAAUCAACAUUUGCAAUCCGCUGGCUCACUGGAACAAUACCUUUUAGCAACCACGACGGCGCAGAAAGAAGCAAGCCAUUACAAAAACCUUAUAUGGAGGCCUACAGAUUUUGAUUUGGAUAAAAACAAUGAAACAGUUCCACUUUACAAUUUAAAAUGUGACCGCUGUGGUGAAAUAAGCAGCAAACGAUUUUCUAUUUCGAAUAGAAUGUGCACACAAUGCAUCGUGGAAUCUAGUCCUAUCGAAAAAUCUCUGAAAAGGCCUGCUGUGAAUAAUUCGUCUCUUGAAAUCAAAAGACGACAUAUGUUAGACAGAACGCCUCCUCCUCUGAGAAAAAUGGAAUUAAAUAAAAUCAAAAAUGCGUCUAGCACGAAAACGACUUCAACUUUAAAGCCGCUGUUGCCAAUAAAUCAAAUAGUAAAACAGGUGACGAAUGUGGAUAAUAUUGAAAAUAAGUCAAAACAAUUAUUUCCUCAGAAGCUGGAGAAUGACGGCGGACAAAAAAGAAACGAACAUCCACCUUCAGUGGGUUCCAAGAUAUUCACUUGUAAGCAGUGUGGAAAGUCCUUCAAGCGAUCCUCUACGCUGUCAACCCAUCUUCUGAUCCACCUGAACAUUAGGCCCUACCCCUGCACCUACUGCGGGAAGAGUUUCCACCAAAAGUCAGACAUGAAAAAGCACACCUACAUACACACAGGUGAAAAACCACAUAAGUGUGAAGUUUGUGGCAAAGCUUUCAGUCAAUCUUCGAACCUCAUCACUCACAGUCGUAAACAUUCUGGAUUCAAGCCUUUCCCCUGCGGUGUCUGCAGUAGAACAUUCCAGAGGAAAAUCGACCUCCUACGACACAUGGAUUCUAAACACUAUUCUAUGACCUAUUUAGAUGCCUCUACUAGUCUGUAAAUAUUUAUACACUAUAUUCUAUGUAAAAAAUAAAUUUAUCUGCACAUAA
This is a messenger RNA of Parasteatoda tepidariorum (common house spider), 1400 nucleotides long. RefSeq lists its product as uncharacterized. The record is from RefSeq and is a predicted model, not a curated record. Lineage: Eukaryota; Metazoa; Arthropoda; Arachnida; Araneae; Theridiidae. Gene Ontology annotation, molecular function: DNA-binding transcription factor activity, RNA polymerase II-specific; RNA polymerase II cis-regulatory region sequence-specific DNA binding. Gene Ontology annotation, biological process: regulation of transcription by RNA polymerase II.